Sporothrix schenckii 1099-18 is the source of this 384-nucleotide messenger RNA. RefSeq lists its product as uncharacterized. Bases 1 to 384 code for a protein of 127 amino acids. The transcript has a single exon. NCBI's taxonomy places the organism in Eukaryota, Fungi, Ascomycota, Sordariomycetes, Ophiostomatales, Ophiostomataceae. The record is from RefSeq and is a predicted model, not a curated record.
AUGCUCAUGGCACUCAGAAGGUUGAACAAGAACCUCGCCGUUGUCAAUGACAAGGCAGAACCUCCCAAGGUCACCGCCGAAGGCGACUAUUUCCCGUCGGCCCUUUCACCGACUGCUGUCCCGCCUGCUCCUCUCAUUCCCUUGGACGCUGUCACGCGAGCCUGGGUAGACGAGCGUACUGCCCAGCUGGCCGAGGCGAGAGCGCAACACGUUCUGUCCAGGCCACUUCGGGUGGACGAUGCAGUAACAUGGAUCGAGGGCAGUCAGAGACGACAGCGACCGCUCAUGGCUAUGCCAUCCUAUGUAUUGGCCACCGAGAAAGAGUAUCCAUGCCGCGGAUUGUGGAAUGACGAUGUUGCCUGGAGCGGGACCCAAGGCUUGUGA